Messenger RNA from Meloidogyne enterolobii, 1929 nucleotides. The record is from the annotation of a GenBank genome assembly. Lineage: Eukaryota; Metazoa; Nematoda; Chromadorea; Rhabditida; Meloidogynidae.
UUAGUUUGUUCAAAGUAUUUUCUAUUGUUUUGUCAAAUGUCUUCUGAUCUCAACAACAGUAAUUAUACUUGUGAUGAGUUACCUCCAAGUUCGAUUAUAAAAUGGCCAGGUGUGCAUCUGAUUAGUAUUGAUUCGAUCAAAGACGCCAAAAUUGGUGCUGGAAUCGAGAAUUCUGUGGAUGGUGUGCGCACUGUUGGAAUUAUUUUGCAAAUAAAUGAAGAGGGAGUAAUUACUGGAAUUAAUGAAUGUUGUAGUUCUGGAAAGGAAAAUCUGCGCUUUAAGCUUAAAAAUGUUGAUUUGGUUGUUAAACGAAGCGAGCGUUAUGAUGGCAAAUUUAAUAAUGAUGAGAAUAUUGAACGUCUCGUUUUGGAAGUCAAGCCAUUCAGUCGUUUACCCACAUCUUCUUGGAAAGCUCUAAUUCAAGCGCGUUUGUAUGUUGCAGAAUAUGGUGGUUCUUUUCGUUUGGUGAUGGGGGAAGUGUUUGAAUUGUCGACAAAUAGUUCUGACCCUCCUUUGGAAUUGAGAAUUGAUCAGAAAAUAUUUGCAAUUAAAUUGGAAAUGCGUUACAUAAAUGAAUAUUAUCGCGAGAUGCCUUUGUUCAAAGAUGGAGAUUUGGAAGUUUUUGCUACUAAAUAUGAUCCGGAGCCUUUUGCUUGGGUUCAUCGUGCUUUGUUAGCAUUGUACACGCCAAGAUUGGUUUUGUCUGAUGAUGGAACAGUGCUCAAUAAUCGAAUUGUUUUGAAAGACCAUGAUAUCACCAAAGAACAGUUUAACGAACUUUUGUAUCAAAUCUAUCGAACAGGACGUCCAAUCUCUUCAAAUUUGGAAAAUCUUUCAAUUGCCGCCACAAAAUUGGAUUGUGAAUUAAUUCUUUGGAAAUUGUGUCGAUUUAUGGCUGGCAAUUCUGAUGAAUUAAAUUUUAUUGAAAAAGUUAGGAAGUCUGCAAAAUUGGGGUUAAACGAGGCAAUUAAACAAAUUAGCUAUAAUGUUGUGAAAACAGGCGAAUGGGAAAUGUUACAAAAUGGAGGUUUUGAUGCGCGUGAAUGUUUUGGUCAAAAGAUUUAUUGUAAUUAUGUUUUGCCUGCAAUUGUUGAGGCAAUCAACGAUAAAAAUAAUGUUAACAAUUCUUUUCUUCGUGCCUGUUUAUACGAACAAAAACAUAAAUGUCCAGUGCCUGGUUUUGAUAGUCCAUAUGAAGCAAGUAAUCCAUUCAACGCUAGUAUCGAAUUGGAUAAUAAGAAGUUCAUUUAUGUGAAUAUUGGAAUUCUACAAGCGAAUGGAUGUUUGGAAAAAUUUGCGGGAUUUGAUGGAUCUGGAAUGAAAUUUGGUCAAUUAAAACUUCGUCCAAUAAUUUCUUCCAAUUUGAAAGCAGAAAUGGAAUAUAAUCAACUUCGUUUAGAGCAAGUUCUCUCUCCUUUGUUGGCGCUUAUGUAUGGGACUGGAGACAAUGUACCUAACAAUUUAAUUCGUUCUUGUCUUAUAUUUGCUUGUGACCAUGGAAUGAAAAAAAUUGUUAAGGAAUUGGAAGAGAUGAUUUGUAAUGAAUUAAUUACUGGACCUAAUAUUCUGCUUAAUCAUUUCCAAUUUGCUGAGAGAUAUCAUUUGAAGAAUUUGGAACGAUUUUCUCUGUGGCAAUUGGAAUGUGAAGAGUAUCACAAAUUAGGACUUGCACUGCUCGAAUUAGAAGAUUACAACAAACUUGGAAAAAAUAUGCGAUAUAAUAUUGAGGAUCGUCUUUGUAGUGGUUGGGGUGUUUAUAACAAAUCUUUGGCUAAACGUGAAAAGAGUGGAAUUAUUCGUUUUGUGUUAAACACCCAAUCUUGUGAGCCUGAAACUGCUUCAGUCAAAAACGAUGAUCUUUGUACUGUGGUGACUGAAAACGAGGCUGAAUUCGAUGCUUACCAGCAUGAGCUUGGUACUGAAGUAUAG